AUGCGCGUUGCAAUCAUUAUCAGUCUUUCAAUUUUAUUUAUUGUUAUUAUCAUGGCUUUGGCUUGGUGUUUGACUCUUUUAGCAACCAUCAGUCUGGGUACGAGUAUCGAUGUACUUGUUCCAAUAUCCACACAAAAACCGGAUGCAUCGCUCUACACGAAUAUUGUUCAUCCACGUCAACCACAACGAUUAAACUUAGCUUCUAAACGACCACUACAUACGAAUAAGUUCUAUACCAAUCCAAUUAUUGGUUCAGGAGAAAAUCCGAUUAUUGCUCAACCGUAUGUUCUCUUGGUAAAUCCUUCAUCACCAUUUGGUGUGUCGAUUUCAUGUACGGAACAACAAGCGUUUGGACCACAAAUCGAUAGUACGCGAGUGAAGUACUUCAUCAAUGUUAUCUUGAAAAAUAUGCAAGUGAGUGCCACUGAGUUUACUGCACGAAACUUUGAGGUGAUCAAUGUUGAUGAUCCAGGCUUUUCAUUUACUUUGAAAAUGUUUCAACAAGGUUCACAAGCGUCGAUUACAAUGCCGAUUGUUCGCGGUAUGGCUUAUGUUACAUUCGAGUACAACUCUGCCACACCAAAGAUCUCUACAGCUCAUGCUAUUUUUUCGGUCAAUGGUCAAUCGUCAGGCAAGAUAACAGGCAAACGUUUCGAAGUUUCCCUAAAUAAUGGCCAAACCUGGAUUAUCUAUGCACUCAAUGGUGACAUUACGUUAGAGCUUCGUGAUAAUCAAUUAUUUGGCACACAAGCCAUUACAAAUGUACUUCGUUUAACCAAGAAACAAGGCGAUUCCUAUGCUAAUUCUCUUCUCGACUCACACGCUGCUGUUUAUCCUACAGGAUGUCAGUUGAAAGCUGAUGUUACUGGUUCGAAAGGUACAUACACAUUUCUUUGGGAACGUAAGGGUGAUAUUACCAAAACUUUACUUCAUUAUACAUUCGCUCACCAUCGGGAAGUCAUGACAUCAGGAAGUGCAACAGGAACGCCAGUGCUGACCAAAUCAGCAAGUAAGGGUCCCAUGGUCGGAUAUGUUGGAAACAUUUGGAUCAUGGAGGAAAAGUCUCUCUCGACUAUGGGUUUUCUUGCCCCACGUGCACCAGCGGCACAGUAUGAAGACCGUAUUGUUGCGCAAUUGAUCAAAGAUAUCAAUGCCGGAGUUAAUUUGGGUGUAACGGAUUACUAUUUUACUGGUAAAGCUUUUCAUAAGUACGCAUUAUUGUGUCUACUGGCCGAUUAUUAUCGUGAAACAUCGCUACGAACUGAGUGCAUAAGAAAACUGCAAGAAGGUUUUGAUGUUUUGCUACAAGGGAAGAAUAGCAAUGCAUUGAAAUACGACACCACUUGGUAUGGUCUUGUCUCUGCCGCCGGUUUACCUGCAAAUCAAGAAUUAGCUGACUUCGGUAAUUCGUAUUAUAAUGAUCAUCAUUACCACUGGGGAUAUUUCAUUCAAACGGGAGCUAUUCUUGCGUAUCUUGAUUCUAGUUAUACGCCAAAACUCAAAGGUUGGGUCGACGCAUUGAUUCGAGACUCGAAUAAUCCAUCGACACAAGAUACGCAUUUCCCCCAAUUUCGUUAUUUCGAUUGGUUUUCAGGACAUAGUUGGAGUCAAGGUUUGUUCGAAUCGGCUGACGGCAAAGAUCAAGAAUCGACGUCGGAAGAAGUUAAUUAUCAUUAUGGUGUAGCCCUCUGGGGUUUAGCUACGGGUUCAAAAACGACCGAAGGUCUUGGCCGCUUGAUGUUAGCUGUUGCUAAACGUGCAAUUCAAACAUAUUUCCUCAUGGAUAGCGCCAAUAAAGUGAUGCCAAAAGAAUAUAUUGCUAACAAAGUAACAGGUAUUUUCUUUGAAAACAAGGCAGAUUAUGCCACAUGGUUUGGUCCUAAUCCAGAGUUUAUUCAUGGUAUUCAAAUGCUUCCAUCGACACCAAUUACCGAAGAAGUACGUCUUCCGAAAUUUGUCCAAGAAGAAUGGGAUACGAUUAUUAGCAAAGUUGUUCCCAGUGUUACGGGAGGAUGGAAAAGUAUUUUAUACACAAAUUAUGCUAUCCUCAAUCGCGGAGAAGCGUUUAACCAAUUACUAACUGUACCACUAGAUGAUGGUUUAACACGCGCUUGGGCUCUUUACUGGGCGGCGACGAGACCAAAUACAAAUGAUGGUACUGGAACUUUAACAACAACUAAUCCGUCGUCAGUUACUACAACAGGUGCGCCAUCCACUGGAGGAGAAUGCACUUUACCUGCUGGUGCUUCUUGUACAUCGUUAACUUCACCCGGUGAUGCUGCCGCUGGUCUCGGUAUGUACUAUGAUGCCAGUUGUUCUCAAGGUGGUGUUGGUUGUAAUCAUAUCCAACCCAAUUGUCGUCUCUGUGCAAAGAAUCCAGCAGUUGUUAACAAUCCUUUUCUUAAAUGUCCUUCGUGUGUUUAA
Molecule: messenger RNA, 2424 nt
Organism: Adineta ricciae
Lineage: Eukaryota; Metazoa; Rotifera; Eurotatoria; Adinetida; Adinetidae
Source: the annotation of a GenBank genome assembly